This is a messenger RNA of Cryptococcus amylolentus CBS 6039, 1008 nucleotides long. RefSeq lists its product as hypothetical. Gene Ontology annotation, cellular component: cytosol. NCBI's taxonomy places the organism in Eukaryota, Fungi, Basidiomycota, Tremellomycetes, Tremellales, Cryptococcaceae. Gene Ontology annotation, molecular function: oxidoreductase activity. The coding region runs from base 30 to 923 and encodes 297 amino acids. The transcript has 9 exons. The record is from RefSeq and is a predicted model, not a curated record.
GCCCUACUUGAUCUUUUUCCAUCGCAUCCAUGUUCUCUUCUCUCCCAAACAUUCUCGUAAAUUCCCUACUCGCCACACCCCACCGCUUCCGCCUCAGAACACUGCAUCAAGUACGCACAAUGUCCGUCUUCAACACCUCCCGUCUCGCUGGCAAGACCGUCCUUAUCACUGGUGCUUCUGCUGGUAUUGGCGCUGCCACCGCGGAGCUCUUUGCCAAGACCGGCGCCAACCUCGUCCUCCUCGCCCGCCGUGCCGACAACCUCAAGGCCGUCAAAGCCAAGAUCGAGGCUGCCCACAAAGAGUCGGGACUGAAGGAGGGUGGAAAGGUGGUGCUCAUUGAGGCUGAUAUCCAGAAAAAGGAGGAUGUGGAUGCUGUACCCAGCAAGCUUGAGGGCUUGGAGGUCGACAUCCUCGUGAACAAUGCUGGUAUGGUCAGAGGAAAGGAGCAAGUCGGUGACAUCUCCGAGGACGACAUCAACGUCAUGCUCUCCACUAACGUCAUCGGCCUCGUCAACCUCACCCAAAUAUUUGUCCGCGAGUUCAAAGCCCGCAACCGCGGCCACAUCAUCAACCUCGGCUCUGUCGCCGGCCGCGAGCCCUACGCCGGUGGUGCCAUCUACUGCGCCACCAAGCAUGCCCUCGCCGCCAUCUCUGGCUCCCUCCUCCGCGAGCUCGUCAACACCCCUAUCCGAGUGUCAGAAGUACAGCCGGGGAUGGUCGAGACGGAGUUUAGUUUGGUGAGGUUUAGGGGUGAUCAGGCUGCGGCUGAUAAGGUGUAUGAGGGUUUGGUUCCUUUGAGUGGACAGGAUAUCGCGGAGGAGAUUGUAUGGGUCGCUUCUAGGCCCGAGCACGUCAACAUUGCCCAACUCUUUGUACUCCCCGUCAACCAGGCUUCUCCUACCAUCGCCCACAGAUCUUCAUAGACAUGUUUUACAGCGCACCCGCAUCAGCAAAUCAAUAUUGCAAAAUCGUGAAUCAUCAUGCAUAGACACAAUGUCGCUUGGACAA